CCUGAUACAGGUUCAUUCGCCUAAAAGGAAGUCCCAACCACUUAUGCCAAUUUGUAAACCUUUACUUGAUAAGGAAAUAAAUAUUUUUUUAUUUUCAUUUUUCAUAUUGUGCCUCUAACCUAAACCUAAACAUACAAUUAUCACGGCAUUCACGGCAAAGCUCAUCCAAUGCUCUCUCCGCUUUCCCGCCUCGCGCCUGCGCAGAACAUAACGGCGCGCCGACCGACGCGGACGCACGCGAGUGCUUGUGUUCGAAAUUCGAAAAUCGAAAACUGUGCUGUGUUGUGAUUCUGUUUGUGAACUGUGACUUUUAUGUGCGGUGUGUGCAACAAGUGUGGAAAUUGGAAUUGAAAUAUAACUACGCAGUGUCAGGACUGUCGACGCACGCGCAUGGGAGCAACAGCGAGAUGCUGAUAAAAUAGCGCGAUGGGGCAAGCGGGCAGCCAGCAGCACGCGCCGCUGCGCGCGCAUCGUGCGCACACGCUGCCCCACGAACCGCUCCGACACGCGCCGAAGGUGCUCCCAUCCUUAACAGAGUCGCCUCGGCUGCGCAGUACAGACAAUGGCGCCAUUUUGCACUCCGGGGGCACGAUCAGCGGACGAAGACCAACUUCAGUAGUUCCCGAGACCACUAGGACUUCACAUGGGCAUGUGCACACCAACGCCUACCGGUCCCGGUCGGCAGGGGCCACGAGCGACAGCGAACUGCGGGCCCGCGAGAGAGAUCCGCUGCACCGCUCUUACACAAAUCUCGACCUUAGGCAUAACGAGAAUGGCGGUUUGAACAAGAGAUUCGGUUCCGAGCCUGAUCUACGAGAGGAUGAGCCGAAAAAAUGCAAGAGACAUUUCAGGAAGAAGUACAGAGCACCGCCACCACCUACCAAUGAUAACCGUGAGGGUUCAUCGCCAGAUUCCAGCGAAGGGAAUGCGAGACCGGAACCCCAAAGGAAGCUCCGACUCUUCAGGACCAGGCAUGAGACCAAGAAGCUCAGCCAUGAGCCUGAAGUCGCCAGGAACUCCUACACGGCCUACAAGUCCUUGGACGACCAGUCCUUCGAGCGACGGUACAAGUCACCCUACAAAGACAAAGAACAACACUUCAAAUAUCCUGAUACUCAAGACAUGAUUCAGAGUACAGCGUCGUUGAAAAGAGAAGAACAUUUAUUACAAAAGCAAGAUUACAGAAAGAGAACAGACAGGGUCAGCGGAUGUAGAGCGAAAACAUCCAAGACAAACGAUAGCGAGGCAUGGAAAACACCAUUGCUAAACAGAAACUUUAGACAUUCAGAACGAUUUAAAAAGGUUGAUACAGAGCAACCCGUAUUAAGGAGAGAAAAGACUUUUGACACGCUAAUCUCGAGUGAACGAGACAGCGCAUCUCCAAGAACUACGCACGAAAGCAGGAUGAAAGCUAUAGGAGAACAGCUGAAGGCAUCCAGACUCCAACCGAGUGAGCCUUUGAGAAAAUCUCUUCCUUCACUAUUACCUAAAAAUAGUGAAGAAAAAGAUGAAUUUCAAGCGGAACUGAAGAAGGCGACAAGUAGAAUAAGAAACGAAUUAGGGGCUAAAAUUAAUGUAAGUGAAAAUAAAACUAGUCAGAACAAAACGACGCAGAAACCAAACCCAACGAAAACACCGAGCAAAGUCAAAGAGUCUAGUCUUAAAACGAAUGUUAGCAAACCAGAAACUAAAGCAGUUGUUAGUAGACGACCGCUAACCAGAGUUACUGAAAGUAAAAUCAAGUCAACUGUAAUUCAGAGUAAAGUUAAUGGUAAAACAAAUGUAAUAACAAAUGGAGAUAAAAUGAGUAAAGAUAAAGGUAGAGCGAUACCUGAUAGAGGGCAGGCGUCAGGAAAAGAGUCAACUCCUGAACACUCGCCUACGAGAAAGAUCUCUCCGAUUAGAAAGAUUUCUCCUGCGAGAAAUAAGACGUCGAAUCAUGUUAUUUCCAAGGAGAAGCAUACACCAGCUCCCUCAAAACAAUUCUACUUCGGCAUGAUCGAAAGCAAACAGUUCGAGGUCCAAGACCACCUGAAGGACUUCCCUGGACUCGGCAGCCCUAUCAUCGAGGAGAUCAGCAACUUCCACGCCAUCGAACAGAAGCUGCUGGGCUACCAUGCCGAGGAUGCGGAGUUUGAGGAGUUCAAUGCCAAGCUGAAGGAGGACUGUAAGGUUAAGAACUUGUCUUCUGAAUCCGCGCUUUCCUCAGACGCGUCAGACUCGGACGGCUCUCUCGGCAUAGCGCUGCGCCUGCGUCCAACGUUGCCUAAAAAACAGCGCGCCGUGCCGCGAUUCUCGCCCGCAGCAGCAUGGAGGCAGCUAGCGACGUUGGAUGCCCAUCUCGCUUCGGAAACCCAACCACUAGCCGUGGAAACCAAAGUGUCAGCCGACAUUUCAGCCGAGUCCUCACCGCGAUCAGACCAGUCGGCCGACAAGUCGGGUGAUUCCGGCAUAUCAGGAGACCACGCGCAUAGUGAUCAACGGAUCGAGUCGCCUUCAAGACAUGUCCCAGACACAACACCGGCCUGGACCCCGCAACAGGACCUCGGCGACAGCAGCUCGGACGGCGUCAGCGGGACGGCCGCGCCGCGCGGCUCGGGGCUCGCCACCUACAGCCCGGGCGCGCAGCCCUUCAGCCUCAGCCUGCCGCGCGACGACAAGGGCAAGCAGCUGCAACAAGGUUUCAACAGCCUCCAAAAACUCCGGAAAUCCGUGUCAGGGGCUUUGGGAGCUGCGUUGGGGUCUAGAAGGUUCGAUUUGGAACACGAGCCAAUGCUGCAAGAGCCUGAACAGAACUGGUUUCUGACGAAGUCAGCACCGAAUUCGUUGAGCAAUCCGCUGCUGUAUCAGCCACCUGCGAGAGCGAAGGUUGCUGAAGAUGAUAUUAAGGAGGAGAAUUCUACGCCACCGUCGGAAAAGGAGGAAUCCAUACCGUGGCGGCCUGGCAUAAACUACCUCUCCUGGGGCGGACACGUCAUGUACCUACCCCCCGCUCCCUCUGCACCGUCGCAGCCUCUGUCCAUGCUUGGUCCUAUUGACAGGCCUGUCAGGAGUAAAUCCAGCGGAUCACUCGAAGUUGCAGCGCGAGCGGCGCGCGCAGCGGCGUUAGCGAACGAGAUGCGCGAACGCGAGCGUUCCGCGUCACCAGAAAUCGCACGUGCGUUACCGGCGCGAGUGCAGCCACAGCCUGAGCGAAACGCCCGCAGUCGCAACAAGCGCUUCACCUUCCAAUCAACAGUUCGGCAGCUGGAAAGGCGACGAUUGGCGGAGAAACUGUCCAAGGAGGCAGACCUGAAGGAGCAACAGAGACGCACCGAGCUGGAGGCCAUGAGGAGAGUGGAGGAGGAGUUCCAGAGGAAGCGUGCGAGGGAGAAAGCGAACAUCAGGCAGCAGCUGCGGUUGGUCAGCAGCGGUGCUGCCAGCAUGCCACUCUCCACACACCAUGGAAAGGCGCGUGAUGAGCCCGACGGCUCCUGCCGAGCAUCGCCAGCGCCGGAGCGACCCCGGGAUCGUCAGCGACACAGCAACGCGUCAUCAGAAAUCAGUGCCAGAAGCAAAAGCACGACACCAGUCCGCUGCGUGGAGCUAUCCGAAUGGCGUACAGACAGUGCAGCACGCGUUUACCGCGACUGGGGGGGCUCCGGCGUCGGGCUGCCCGCGCACGCGCACCCGCCCGCCUGCGCGCGCAUGCCCAUCGCCAGACAAGCACAAGAAGUAGAAGCGUUCAGCGGCUCCCCACGCUCCGACAACUACCGGCUGGAGUUCGCGCGCGGCCGCUCCCCGCGCUCCCCGCGCACCCCGCGCACCCCGCGCCCGCCGCGCCUGCUCUCCACGCGCUCGCCGUCCAGCUCCGGCUCGGAACUGUCGCUGCGACAGCCUAUCAAGAUCAGGUGGUGACGCGCCCGGCAUGUAGCAAAUUAACCUAACUCGCCAGUGACAAUAAAGAAGAAGAGGAACCAGCAAUAGUGCCCACACUACGGCCGGGUCCCGCACGCGCUACGUUCGCAAUCCGCUGAAAUACUUGCUAAAACGGGUUCAGUUGGCUACGCAAUCCGUAAUGACACUAAAAGAACCAGCAAUAGUGCCAACACUACGGCCAGGUCCCGCGCGCACUACCUUCACAAUCCGCUGAAAUUUUUACUAAAACGGGUUCAGUUGGCUACGCAAUCCGUAAUGACACUAAAAGAACCAGCAAUAGUGCCAACACUACGGCCAGGUCCCGCGCGCACUACCUUCACAAUCCGUUGAAAUUGUUACUAAAACGGGUUCAGUUGGCUACGCAAUCCGUAGUGACACUAAAAGAACCAGCAAUAGUGCCAACACUACGGCCAGGUCCCGCGCGCACUACCUUCACAAUCCGCUGAAAUUCUUACUAAAACGGGUUCAGUUGGCUACGCAAUCCGUAAUGACACUAAAAGAACCAGCAAUAGUGCCAAUACUGCGAUCGGGCUCAGCGCGCGCUACCUUCGUAAUCCGUUAAAAUAGUUGCUGCAACGGGUUCAGUUGGCUACGAAUUCUAUAACACUAAAGGAGAACCAACAAUAGUGUCAACACUAACGCAGAAACACUUACAGAAACAGAAAUAAUAAAUUGGCUGAGCUGAAAAAUCCAGUGGGCUUAUAAUGGCCUGGGUUAUCCACGCGAUAAAGGGUCCAUUUAACACCGCGUAAUGAAAAAGACGGACACUGUUAUAAUCACGGUGACGCAUAGUUGUCCAUCAUAUCCGUAUGGUAAGUGGAUAUCAAUUCAGAUAAAUGACAUACCACACUGUUUUAAAGCAGAAAUAUUGACGAAGAAGAUAUUAAAUUGUUUUGUGUAGUGGAAAUCCAUCGAAUCUAAGAGUAAUUUGAAAAAGCAAAAUGACUGUGAAACGUAAACAUAGCCUCCCCUUUUAAAUACAUCAAUACAGUAAAUGACAGCAUUUAAGGUGUGUACCAUCACACACUUAACUGACCGUCGGUAGUUCUUAUAUCUUUACAGUAAGAUCUACAAUUCGUCAAUGGUAAAGUACAGUCCCCGUCAGAUAUAUCGUAGCGGCCGAGGUACUCAAAAAUAUCUGAACAUGCACUCUAGCGCCUUGAUAAUAGAGGCGUGUUCAGAUAUGUGUGAGCACUUUGGCCGCUCCGAUAUAUCUGAUGGCGACUGUAAACAGUGAUUUAGGUCAAACACACCCAGCUAUUUGAGCUACGAAUUUGGGUUUCGCAAACACCUUAAUGGCAUUACUUUCGGAAGAUUGAAUCUCAUUCUAACAUACAAUCGAAUUUAUACUUUAAUAUCAACAUAUAAAGUUGCUUUUGCAACUGCAAUGUACGGCGAUAUGGCUGAUGAAAAAAUAUGUCGUUUUGUUGAAAGAGUUUUUGUAAUUCUUAAAUUGUUAUUGAUUGUGGUUUUGCCUUGUGGCUAGUUGGAUUAAAAUAGACUAUUGUGGGUUUGAACGACCCUGACCUGUUUUCGGUCAUUUCGGGUAAAAAGAUCGGGCCGAUUCGAACUUUAAGAUACGUGAAAUAUCAGGUCUAGAUACGACAGGGAUCGGAUAUGUCAGCGUCAAAUCUUAAAGUUCGAAUCGGGCCGAAUUUAUGAAAAUUCAAAAGUAAAGCUGGAUAAUGAUUUUAUAAAGUAUUUAUGUGUUGUCUUUGAAAAUUUUUGAAUAUGUUUUAUAUGAAAAAUGUCGUCUUCCAUCGUAAGCGAAUAUUAAAGCUUUAAUACCUAAUAAAACUAUUAUAACUUAAUUCUAGACUAAUUUUUAAGAUCUGGUGCUAAUAUUUACAUUUAACUUCAUUAAUUUUAAGUUUGUUUAAAAUUAUUAUUAUUAUUUACCAUAAUGUGUAUUAACAUUAAUCUCAUUAAAAUCUGAUGUUGUCACUUGUCAUUGAAUACGACCCUGUAUUUUUUUAAUACACCUUAUAAAACAAAGUUCCCCGCCGCGUCUGUCUGUAUGUUCGCGAUAAACUCUAAAAUAACUGAACGGAUUUGCAUGCGGCUUUCACCUGUCAAUAGAGUAAUUCUUGAGGAAGGUUUAGGUGUAUAAUUUGUAAAGGUUUUGUGCAAAUUGGUAAGAAUAAUAAUAAAUAUUAUAGGACAUUAUUACACAAAUUGAGUAAGUCCCACAGUAAGCUCAAUAAGGUUUGUGUUGUGGGUACUUAGACAACGAUAUAUAUAAUAUAUAAAUAUUUAUAAAUACUUAAAUACAUAGAAAACACCCAUGACUCAGGAACAAAUAUCCAUGCUCAUCACACGAAUAAAUGCCCUGACCAGGAUUUGAACCCGGGACCAUCAGCUUCGUAGGCAGGGUAACUACCCACUAGGCCAAACCGGUCGUCGAAAUAAAUAAAGAAUAGAGAAUAUAGCUGUGUAAAGCCAGGGCGGGUUGCUAGUGAAUACGAUAAAACGACAGUAUAAUUUAGAAUCAAUGAAAUUUCAAACGAAAGCAACUUUAAAGCCUCAAAUGACAUUUAAAGUUAGGUGUUUCAUUAUGGCAAGGUGCUUAACAUUUUAGUAGUCGGCACUGUUCUCUAAUAUACAUAAUAUACCUAUAACAAAUUUCUCUAUUCCCAGCUUUAACCUUUAACGGUCGAUCAAUCAUACUACGGUGUAACCACCCUAGUGUUAACAUCUUACUUUUAAAAGCUCGUAUACCACCAUCAAAAGAAAAUAGACUUAAUCUUAUAACUAGUAACAGCUGAUAUUUAGCAACGACGGAUUUGAGAAAUAUGACUUAGAAAUAUGGAAGCUAAAAAACUUGGCGGUGAGACGUCAAAAUAGGGGCGUAAGUUUAAUUGGUAAUGAUAAUUGGUUGAUAUUUUAAUUUUCAUAAAAUAAUUAUGACCAUCGGGAGAAUGUGAGUGCAUAAUGAAAACGAUCACUCUCAAAUGGUUAUUUCUUUUUUUUAAUACCACUUCGGUGGCAAACAAGCAUACGGCCCGCCUGAUGGUAAGCAGUCACCGUAGCCUAUGGACGCCUGCAACUCCAGAGGUGUUACAUACGCGUUGCCGACCCUUUAAAAACCUGUACACUCCUUUUUUGAAGAACCCCAUACUGUAUACCCUCGGGAAAACCUUUCCAUGUAGUUAUUAAAUUGUUAUAUAAAUAAAAUAUAUAAAUAUAUUAUUAUUAUAUUGUAAGUUCUAGAUAUAUAUAGCGCUGUUGGUUUUCCGUAUACUAAAAUAAAAUAAAUAAUAAAUCAAAACACCUUCUUGGCUUACCGUGGGACUUAGUCAAUUUGUGUAAGAAUGUUUGUGUAAGACAACAAUUUAGAGCUCAAUUUCAAUCACUGUUAUUAUAUCUCAGGUACUAUGAUAAAAUGAUUCAAUUUACUACCCAAACAAAAACAAAUUAUUUUGAAGGUAAGUACUUGCUUGGGAUAUAAGUACCUAUUUUAACAAUUAUUUGUCCGAUGCCCUGAUAAAAAAAAUUAGUACGAUAAUAAACUACCUAAAUAUGUAAUAAAUAGCUCUAAUAACAUUAAUGAGAGUAGACCCGCCCGUCACAUGUUACAGUAAAAUAAGGCGUGUCCGAAUUGGGUUAACCCGAGCUACUAGAUCGAUGCUUGGUCAGGCAAGGAAAUGAAUAAGCAUAAAGUCCGUAUACGGUAAAUUUGUACAAACUUUAAUACGAUAAAGAUAAAAUUUUAUUCCAUUGAAAAAUAUCCAAUAAUUAAGGCAAUCAUAAAACGCUUAAAUAGUACUUAGUAAUAGAACAAAGUGAGGAAGAGUCUUAUACUUUCAUUGAAGUUGGACAUUAAUGAUAACAUUGGUAUAGUCUUUGAAGCUGGCCCUUACUGCUAACUCAUUGUCUAUUGUAAGUAAAACCGCACGUGCUACUACCUAUAGACAAAUAUUUUUUAAUAUUAUAUAAUUCAUUGGCAUUGGUCAUUGGCGUAUAAUUCUAAUUGGCGCCUGAGCGCGGGCUAGUCCGAACAAUUUUUUUGCAGGUAGUAGCACGUGCGGUUGUACUUACAAUAGACAAAAAGUUAGCAGUAAGGACCAGCUUGAAAACUAACGACUAUACACGUUGUCAUUGCAAAUGUCAUAUAGAGUUAGCUUAAUAAAACUACUACAAUCAAUUAUGUAGAAAAAAAUAGCUGAAUAACAAAUACGUUAGGUUUGUUAUCCACCAAAAAAAUGUCGAUGCCUUUUUAGCCUAGAUAUUUUCAAGACCUUAGCAGACACAUGAUUUUUUAUUAAUGUGUGUAUAUUUUGUUGGUAAAAAGUAUAUCAGUACAUAUAUAAUGACAAGUGACAAUAAUACAUUAUUUUUGACCUUCGUUUUGUGAUAUAACAACAAAGGAAUAUUACCUGACAAAAUGCUACAAUGGCUAACCUUAUGGAACUUUCACACAACAGCUACAUGUAACAUCGGUGUUAUAAAAUGUUAUGUGCACCAUUGUAGUUUUAAAUUCAGAUUUUUAUUUUUAUAAAGAUAAAAUGAAGCUAAAGUUUCUGGAACGAUAUUUAAUAUACCAGAGAAUGUAAUAUACAAUGAAUAAUUAUACAUUCCCUAUAUAUUACCCUUAUUUAAUAUAAUUCAUGUAAGAAAUAAAAUAAUACGGUGCAAUAUACAAAUACAGUAAUAAAUGUAAGUUAUAUCAUGAAAUAAAUAUAUAAUUCAAGGAAUCGCUCAAUUUACAUAAAAUACAUAUAUAAGAUUGUAUAUAAUAAGCGAAUACGAAUAUUUAGAAAUAACAUACAUUAUAUUGUUCAUUUCAGCUGCCCAAGAAUGCAAUUUUAUUCGAAAAACAUGUUUUUUUAAGAUAGCCAGUACAAUUAGUUUGACAAAAACUGGCAAAUUGUUUCUAUGAAACUGUCAUUGUCAUUUUUUGUGAAAUACCUGUAACUAUGGCAUAUUAAACUAUGAACAUUUGUGAAAAAAAAAUCGGUCGCAGUGUGUUAUUAGUCUUAUGAACAUCUAGUUACAUAUAUUAUUUACCCUUUAUAUAAAUACUAAUAUAUACUCACAUAACAUAAGUUUGUAUAUAAUUGAAUCAAUCGUAACGACGGUGCAUGCAUAUUGUAAAUAGUUAAGAAUGUACGUAGGUACCUACUUAAUGGAAGAAAUAAACAUUUAUAUUUAAA
Messenger RNA from Cydia pomonella (codling moth), 9071 nucleotides. RefSeq lists its product as uncharacterized. Lineage: Eukaryota; Metazoa; Arthropoda; Insecta; Lepidoptera; Tortricidae. The record is from RefSeq and is a predicted model, not a curated record. The transcript has 22 exons. The coding region runs from base 427 to 3897 and encodes 1156 amino acids.